AUGACUGGCAAAGACCAACUACUUUUAAAAAUAAUUCAACUACACGAAGCAAAGCUAUUAGAUGUUACAACUGUAAUGAGAUGGGACAUUCUGCAGUUCAAUGUACUAAAGCAGCUAGACAGAAGGGUUCAUGUUAUAUGUGUGGAGCAAUGGAUCACCAAAGAAAAUAAUUGCCCCAAGAAUGAGUCCAGGAGGAAUCCAGUCAAGGUAGACAGUAACACUGCACUUUUUGUGGAACAGCAUAAUGCAAGUGGGUAUAUGUUGCCAAUUUGUCUUUUGAAGGACAACAUUUCUAUUUAUAUUGAUUCUAUUGUAGAUUCAGGUAGUGCUAUAUCCUUAAUAACAUUAGAUACUGUAAAAUCUUUCAAUUUUGAAUUUUGUGAUAUUCCUGAGAAAACUUUCCAGGGUAUUAACCAAAGUAGAUUAGAAAUUUUGGGUUCUGUUUUGUUUAAGAUGAAAGUUAAUGACAUAUUUAUUGAUUUACUUAUUUAUAUUGUACCAAACGAAACCAUACCAUAUAAAUGUCUGUUAGGUAGAGAUUUUAUGCAAAAUGACAACCUUACCAUUUCUUUUUCAGGGAAUAAAGUAGAGAUUUCUUCUAAAGAUAUUGAAAAUAAAAAUAUUGGCAAUGAUAUUUUACAUAUUGACUAUGUAGAUAAAAAUGAAAUUAAUAUUGAUAUCAAUCCUAAUUUAAAUAAUUUAGAUAGACAAAAGUUAGUUGAUAUUUUUAUGACUGAUUAUGUAAAUCCAGAAAGACCUAAUGAACCUAUGACUAAAUGUGAAAUGAAAAUUGUUGUAGAUCCAAAUCAUGUUCCUUUUUAUAAUAAACCACGUAGGUUAUCAUAUGCUGAAAAAAAUGCUGUACAAGAAAUAAUUAAUGACUUGUUAGAUAAGGAUAUUGUUCGUAAGAGUAAUUCAGAGUAUAGUUCACCAAUAGUUUUAAUUAAAAAGAAAACUAAUGACUUCAGACUAUGUGUAGACUAUCGUUCAUUAAACAAGAUCACUUUACGGGAUAAUUUUCCAAUUCCACUGAUUGAAGAUCAACUUUGUCAACUUAAAGAUAAACGUUAUUUUUCAACUUUGGAUCUCAAAAGUGCUUUUUAUCACGUUAAUGUAGAAGAAUCUUCAAUUAAAUACACAUCAUUUGUAACUCCCAGUGCUCAAUAUGAAUUUUUGAAAAUGCCAUUUGGUUUGCGCAAUUCACCAUCUGUUUUUAUGCGAUACAUUCAUACUAUAUUCAAGCACUUAAUGGAACAUAACAAAUUACUAAUAUAUAUUGAUGAUUUAUUAAUAGCAACAAAAACUGUUGAAGAGAACUUAGAUAUUCUAAAAGAGAUAUUUUGCUUAUUGGUUCAAAACAAAUUGAAUCUCCGUCUUGACAAAUGCUCCUUUUUAAUGACUGAAAUAAAUCAUUUAGGCUACAUAAUUAAUGGUGAUGAGAUAAGGCCAAGUGAUAGACAUAUUAGUGCAAUUAAAGAGUACCCAGUACCACGAAAUGUUAAACAGUUACACAGUUUCAUAGGCCUUACUUCAUAUUUUAGAAAAUUUGUUCCCAACUUUUCAAUAAUUGCUGGACCACUUUAUGAUCUAUUAAAAAAGAAUGUUUCAUUUGAAUUUGGAAGAGAACAAAUGAAAAGUUUUUAUAGUUUAAAACAAAUUUUAAUGUCCAAACCUGUUUUAGCUCUCUAUUCUCCUACAGCUGAAACCCAAAUCCAUUGUGAUGCAAGCUCUAGUGGUUAUGGUGGGAUAUUACUCCAAAAGCAAGCAGACCAAAAAUUUCAUCCAGUGUUCUUUUACAGUCAGAGAACUACGCAAGCUGAAUCUAAACAGCAUAGUUUUAUUUUGGAACUAAAAGCCGUUAUCAACACACUUAACCGAUUUAGAGUAUACUUAUAUGGAAUUAAAUUUAAGAUACUGACAGAUUGUAAUAGUGUAACAACAGCUUUACAGAAGAAAGAUGUUAGCCCUAAGAUUAUGAGAUGGAGUCUCAUUCUUGAUAAUUUUGAUUAUAUUAUAGAACACAGAAGUGGAACAAGCAUGAAGCAUGUUGAUGCUUUAAGUAGGUGCUUUGGAAGUAUUUUAAUAAUAGAGGAAAACACUUUUGAACAUAAUUUAGCUAUUAAACAAGGGCAAGAUGAUAUUAUAUGUAACUUAAAGGAGACGUUACAAUCCAGUGAGCAUAAGUUGUUUGAGAUGAACAAUGACAUACUUUAUAGAAAAUGUAAUAAUUUACUACUAUUUUAUGUACCUGAAUCAAUGGAAAACAAUGUGAUUAGGAGUUGCCAUGAUGAAUUAGGACAUGUGGGCUUAGAUAAAUGUUGUGAAGCCAUAAAAGAAUGUUACUGGUUUCCUAAUAUGAGACAAAAGGUAAGAACUUAUAUUACAAAUUGUUUGAAGUGCAUUGUAUUUGCUCCUAACAGUGAAGAUAAUGGAAUACAGCAUGUUCUUGUAGCUACUGGUGUACCAAGAGCCAAUGGACAAAUUGAAAGGUUCAACCGGUUUAUUAUACCAAUGAUAGCGAAACUAACCAAGGGCCCAGAAUGUUGGGAUCAAGUACUUAAUGAAGUUGAAUUUGCUGUCAACAACACUGUUAAUCGAACUACAGGUCAGACACCUUCUAAGCUAUUAUUUGGAAUGAACCAAGUAGGAAAUGUCAAAGAUAAUUUAAAGUAUUUUCUGUCAUCCAUUAACAAAGACAAGUCUGAUAUUAAUGAAUUACGACAUAAUGCAAGUGACAAGAUAGAGAAAUCCCAAGAAGUCAACAAGCUGUAUUAUGAUUCAAGACAUAAACAAGCUUCAAUUUAUAAUAUUGGUGAUUAUGUCAUGACACCUAACAUUGAUGUUACAACCUGGUUCAAGAUAAAUCAAAUGGAAGUAAAACAAGAAUUUAGUGAAAAGCUGUAUAAAAUAGAACCAGUAGAUUAUGAGGUGGAUAAUUGUGUUUUGGAUAGCUUUAAAAUUGAGACUACUGAAGAACCUAAGAGAGAAAGUACACAUAAUACAUCUGAUUAUUUAGAAAACAAAAUCUCCAUUAAGACUGAAAUAGAACAAGAUCAUACACCUAAAUUAUUGGAAGAGAAACAAACAAAGAAAGCAGGUUUUUCAUGUAAAGAUAUAAAAACUGAUCCAAGUAAUAUAUUAAAACAAGAUAAUGAUGGAAGUAGUCAAUUGAACCAGUAUUUAACUGCUGCUAUGACAAUGAAAACCAGAGAAAAACCUUUUAUAUCAGAAGUUUUUCCUAAACAGUCUACAACACCCACAGUUUUAAAAACCCAUGAAAGAAUGCUUAACAGGGAAAAAGGUUUAAGGUGUAAAAUAUGCAACAAACAGUUUUUAUAUCAUUCCAAAUUAAAAGCACAUGAAAAAGUUCACACUGGAGAAAAAACAUUUACAUGCGAAAUUUGCAAGAAACAAUUUAAAAGGAAUUAUGAAUUAAAAAGACAUUUAAUAGUUCAUACUGGAGAAAAACCAUAUACAUGUGAAAUUUGCAUGAAACAAUUUACAAGGAAUUUUGAACUAAAAAGACAUGCAAUAGUUCACACUGGAAAAAAACUAUAUACAUGUGAAAUUUGCAUGAAAAAAUUUACAAGGAAUCCUGAACUAAAAAGACAUGCAAUAGUUCACACUGGAGAAAAAUCAUUUACAUGUGAAAUUUGCAAGAAACAAUUUAAAAGGAAUUAUGAAUUAAAAAAACAUUUCAUAGUUCAUACUGGAGAAAAACCAUAUACAUGUGAAAUUUGCAUGAAACAAUUUACAAGGAAUUUUGAACUAAAAAGACAUUCAAUAGUUCACACUGGAGAAAAACCAUUUACAUGUGAAAUAUGCACCAAACAGUUUUCAACUAAUUAUGAGUUAAAAAUACAUUUAAGAGUUCAUACUGGUGAAAAACCAUUUGCAUGUGAAAUAUGCAACAAACAAUUUUCAUGCAGUUCCCUAUUAAAAAAGCAUUUAAGAGUUCACACUGGAGAAAAACCAUUCACAUGUGAAAUUUGCAUGAAACGUCUUUCAAGUAAUUAUGAAUUAAAUAUACAUUUAAGAGUUCAUAGUGGUGAAAAACCAUUUGCAUGUGAAAUUUGCACCAAAAAAUUUUCACGAAGUUCUAAUCUUAAACAUCAUAUGGUGAGUUCAUACGGGGAAAAACCAUUUGCAUGUGAAAUAUGCAACAAACAAUUUUCAUGGAGUUCCCAAUUAAAGAUGCAUUUAAAAGCUCACACUGGAGAAAAACCAUUCACAUGUGAAAUUUGCAUGAAACAACUUUCAAGUAAUUAUGAAUUAAAAAUACAUUUAAGAGUUCAUACCAGUGAAAAACCAUUUGCAUGUGAAAUAUGCAACAAACAGUUUUCACUACAUUGCAACUUAAAACAACAUAGCAGAGUUCACACUGGAGAAAAGUCUUUUGCGUGCGAUAUUUGCAGCAAACAAUUCUCAAACAAGAAUGGCUUAAAGAGACAUAUAUCACUGCAUACUAGUGAAAAAAACUAUCAAAUGGAAAAUAUUUAA
Messenger RNA from Diabrotica balteata, 4500 nucleotides. Lineage: Eukaryota; Metazoa; Arthropoda; Insecta; Coleoptera; Chrysomelidae. The record is from the annotation of a GenBank genome assembly.